Zea mays is the source of this 1522-nucleotide messenger RNA. Its product is annotated as RNA-binding protein. The record is from RefSeq and is a predicted model, not a curated record. The coding region runs from base 521 to 1141 and encodes 206 amino acids. Lineage: Eukaryota; Viridiplantae; Streptophyta; Magnoliopsida; Poales; Poaceae. Gene Ontology annotation, molecular function: ubiquitin protein ligase activity. The transcript has 5 exons. Gene Ontology annotation, biological process: protein ubiquitination.
GAGAGGAGGGGGCAGAGCUUUAAAUGGCCGCGAAGCUAACCACCGCCACUAGAGUCUAGACUAGAGCCGCCCGCCCGCCCGCCCGCCCGUGUGCCGUUUACCGGAGCACAACACAACGCGGCCCCCUCACGGCGUGGAGUGGAUUGGGCCGACGCCGAUCGAGAGCAGAGGAGAGGAGCGCGGUCGGAUAGGGUUUGUCUGGGUGAGGUUUUGAGCGAGAGCGCAGGGCGAGGGAAGGAGGAGGAGGAGGACUGGCUCCUGGAGGAGGAGGCCGGCCGGGGCUUGGAUGGUCGCGGAGCGCUCCCGUAGGUGGUGUCCAUGGGAAGGUCGUUCAGGGACUCGCUCAAGGUGCUCGAGGCCGACAUCCAGCACGCCAACUCCAUGUGAGUAGCCAAGCUCGCAUUCCUUCUCGCGCCAUGUCCAGUGCUCACUUGCUCAGCUCAGAGGAGACCUUUGACCGGUCCUUGGGAGUUCCAGUGCUUCUGAAUUUAGGAGGGAAUAUGAUGGCGCCUCCCUUCAGAUGAGGAUGGCAUAUUGCCCUGCUGCCCACUUUUUCCUUUUUCUUGUGCAGUGGACAGACUGCAACCUUGCUGGUGCACUUGGGCUGUUGAGGAUUCUAAUUUAUAAGGUUUACGCUGAUGGGACAACCACCAUGUGUACUCAUGAAAGAAAAGCAAGCAUUAGGGAAUUUUAUGCUGUCAUAUUUCCCUCCUUGAUGCAAUUACAUGAAAGAAUCAAUGAAGUGGAGGAUAGAAAACAGAAAGCAAUAUGUCUAGAGAGGUACAGAAGACGAGAUGAGGAUCCGAAAACUGUGGUAUCAGAGAUUGAUGAUAAUAUAGAGGAGGAAUGUGGCAUAUGCAUGGAAAUAAAUGUCAAAGUUGUUCUUCCAACCUGUAGCCACGCUAUGUGCAUUAAAUGCUAUCGUGAAUGGAGGUCAAGGUCCCAGUCCUGUCCGUUCUGCCGCGACAGCCUCAAGAGGGUAAACUCUGCUGACCUGUGGAUAUACACGGACAGCAAGGACAUCGUGGAUAUGGCGACAGUCCGAAGAGAGAACCUGAGGCGACUCUUCAUGUACAUAGACAAGCUGCCCACCGUCAUCCCAGAAUCUGUAUUUGACGUCUACGACUCCCAUGUAAAGUGACGCAGUUGAGCACGUCUGCCAGUUGUUUUAUGUAUUUGCUACGUCUACUGGUGCUGAUUCCUGGGCCUCUGGUGCUGUUGUGCCUUUUUUUUAAAGAGUUUCGAAGCAACUGGGAGCCGAGGAGGCUAAUAUACACUGAAUGUACGUAGAACUUGUUCUAUCAUCUUGUGCCAUGCGAUUUCGGCCUGUAUGGUGGUUUAGGGUCCUAGCAUUUGACGCUGUAUAUGUCAGUGGGGGUAUCAUGGUUAUGGGCUUAUGGCAAGAAAGGUAUAGGCGUUCUCCUGAUGCAUAUUCUGAUCCAUGAUUUUUUUACUCAUGGAUGGAUGGAUGGACUUUGUUUGAAGGUCAGAGGCUAGUCAAAUGCAUGAACUGUCGAAUCAA